UAAAAAAAAAAAACAAACAAACAAACAAAAACUUCAACUAUGAACAUAGUAACUACAUGACCUCUAAGAGGGCUAUUUCUUUAAGAACCGACACAAUCAUUAAAAUAAUGUGAUGCUAUAUUGCGCCCUCACACGUCGUCCUUUGUUCUAUCGGCAAAUAACAAAGCAGUGAUUGACUCGCCACUCAAAAUAACGCCAUAUUCAUGACCGCUGAAUGUCCAUGUCAACAUUCAUUUCGGAAAAUCGUGCCACUGUUUCCCUGUUUCUUGGAUCUUCUGGCCUUUGGCGAUGUUACUGGCAUUUUUAAAUUUAAAAGCACUUCUACUUGCUUUCACAGAGAACCUCACAUCGAACUAUAACCUUCUUUACUCGUAACAAAGAUCUUUAAAUCUUAAGGGACUGAAUGAAAUCGCAGUAAGUACGGUAAAUCUUUAUGGUAAUUUUCCGCCAUGGUAUAUUUCAUUAGAUCUAAAUUUUCACUGCAGUGUAGGCAUUCUAUUAAGGCAUUUCUCGAGUUCGGCUGGUUCUUUCAUUUUCCGUUUAGACGGUCGAAUUGAGUGUCUUGAAUCUCAUUUUAAGCAGUGCGGUAAAUCUGUGUUUAUAAUAUUCAAGCACCAAGCCGGUAUUGUCCGACGUUCACAAACACUAUUAUUAUUGGAAAAUCUUUCGCCAACGGUAAAUUUACAGGCAUUAGACAAUUCAGCCUUGUAAGGACUAUGUAGCUGAAUCAAAAUUCGUUCCCCAUAUACUCACACGAAAACUUUAACUUAAUCUCCUCAACUUCUGACUUGGCAUCGCUUCAUCGGUGAUUUAAAUUAUGUAUGAACAUUAUUUGUAAUUUUAGCUGUGUUAUCAUACGAUCUCAAUAAUCUGCUUAUUUUUUUCCCAAAGCAAGACGGGACUAGAAGUAAAUUGAUAUACGUUUGUGACCGGUGACGCACGAAACUUCAGUUUUACAAUGUUAAAUGAAUUAAUGAGAUAAACAUAUAUAACCCAACAUAACAACAACAAAAUACACUUAAAUUAAUGAACGUAGCUAGUCGGUUCACGGUUUGGUCCACUAAAGAUUCUUUCGGCAAACGAAGGAAAUCACUUUGGCUGUCAAAUAUCAAGUCUUUCUGUGCCUUCUUAGUUUGUGCUGUCAUGACAUUUUUGUUUGUUUCAAAUAUUAUGACUGGAGGACUGGAUGAUGAAACACGGCUUUUGCUUCAUCAGAUUAUCCAGGGCAAUAUUACAAAAAGUAAGAAUAGAUCUUUCAGCGAGGAAAAGUCCCUGCGCCUCAUUUCUCAUAAUUUAUGGUGUGACUUUUUGAAGCCUCAUGUGAUGUGGGACGUCUCCGAAAGGAUUGAAGGUCUUGCAGAAGGCAUUAAAGAUUUUGACGUUGCACUCAUUCAGGAGGCUUACAUCUUGAAUACAGGAGUGGCUGUUGUCUCAAAAUGUGCAUCACUUCUGGUUAAAGCAAUGGAAAAGCGUGGAUUUCAUUACAGGACAUCAAUUGCAGAUUUUUCAGCGCCUUAUUUCGGACAAAGUGGUGGUAUUGUCAUAUUUAGUCGGAUCCAGCUCAUAAACACAUUUUCAACUCGUUACCGUCACUAUUCGGUUCCCCAAGUGGCAGACUUUAGGGGAUUUGUCAUAGGCGAGUUUUUAUUCCAACAUCAGCGUCUCUAUGUCAUCAAUACCCACUUAGAUCCUCACGGAGUUGAUGCCAGAGUCUUACAAGCGAAGGAAAUCGCCGAGGCCGUCCAAAACCUCAGUACAGGCUCACACAUCGUUGUGGCUGGAGACUUCAAUAUUGACAACCAUCACGCCACUACUAGUAACAGUAGUGAGGAGUAUAAAAAGCUCCUAGAAACCAUGCGCGUGGUUGGCCUACAGUCUGUAUUUCAAGACAGAAUGGAAACUAGCAUUGAACACGGAAACUUUGAUGCAAUUUUCACCAGCUCCAAUGUCGCAGUAGUGAAGAAAGAAAUUAUAAAACUUAGGACGAAAAGAAACUCGUCGGUUUCUGAUCAUUUUGGACUUGCGGUGGAAUUAAAACUUUUAUGAAAAGUU
This is a messenger RNA of Pocillopora damicornis (cauliflower coral), 2052 nucleotides long. RefSeq lists its product as uncharacterized. The record is from RefSeq and is a predicted model, not a curated record. NCBI's taxonomy places the organism in Eukaryota, Metazoa, Cnidaria, Anthozoa, Scleractinia, Pocilloporidae. Gene Ontology annotation, molecular function: sphingomyelin phosphodiesterase activity.